UGGGCUGUGACGUCCUUGGCGUGGCUGCAGGGGAGGCCACGGCGGGGAAAAUGGCGGACGGGAAGGCGGGAGAGGAGAAGCCGGAGAAGCCACAGCGAGCUGGAGCCGCCGGAGUUAAUUCACGGGCGCCUCUUCUACUGCCACGCAAUCUCAGUUCCUGCUGUAUACUCUAACAGGCAGUGGAAGAGACUGUUGGGUCAGUAGGUGACAACUGCAGAGGUAUCUUCUUAUAACGAUGCUUUUUGAGGUUGCUACUCCCAUCAAUCUGCUCAGUAAAAAUAGCUCAUCUUGUAAUGGAGGGGAAAGUUCCAGUCGCAGCGCUGAGAAGCGAUCUGCUGAAGAAGAAGCUGCAGACCUCCCCACAAAGCCUACAAAGAUCUCCAAGUUUGGAUUUGCCAUAGGUAGUCAGACGACAAAGAAAGCCUCAGCCAUAUCCAUCAAACUUGGAUCAAGUAAACCUAAAGAAACAGUUCCAACUCUUGCUCCAAAAACCCUCUCAGUAGCAGCAGCUUUUAAUGAAGAUGAAGAUAGUGAGCCAGAGGAAAUGCCUCCAGAAGCAAAGAUGAGGAUGAAGAAUAUUGGAAGGGACACACCAACAUCAGCUGGACCAAACUCCUUCAAUAAAGGAAAGCAUGGAUUUUCUGAUAACCAGAAGCUAUGGGAGAGAAAUAUAAAAUCUCAUCUUGGAAAUGUCCAUGACCAAGACAAUUAAAUGAUGAUGUGUUUUGAAAUUGGGGAUGGGGGUGGGUGUGGAGAUAAAAGGAACAGUUUCCUUUUUUAAAGAAUGGUAUAAGACUAUCUUUGGAGCCACUUUUUUUUUUUUUCUUUUAAGAUUGAGUGGUACACUAAUAAAUGAGAGUUUGGAAUUAGAGGUAACUUGUGUUUUAUAUAUAGAUUUCAAGACAUUUGCUAAUUUUGUAGUUUCAUGUGACUAAGUUCCCAAAGGUUACAGAUAGUAGGAAAAAAAAAAAUCAGAAAUGUUACCUUUUUAAGAAUUACAUAUUUUUUUAGACACAACUAUUAGCAAAUUGAGAGGGAAGCAACAAGUUAGUAUUUGUUCAAACUGCAGCCAAUUACUUAACUCCCUUAUUAGCUAAACUGUCUGGCUCCCAGGAACAGCCUUAUAGAGAAGGGAGUAUUGUAUUGGGAAGGUAAUGUUAAUGAUUAUUGAUUGAAAGUAAACUAGAUAAAAUUAAAUAAAGUUUUCGCUUCCCCUCCACCCCCUAAUGGGCUCUUCUUUUGUUUCAAGCCAUCAUAAACUAGGUAUUGUAUUGCUAUCAUUGGAUAUAAAUGCUUGGCUCUUUAAAACAAAUUUUUAAUUUCAUGUAAACUGUUGAUUAUUUGAAAUAGUCCAUUUCUCUUUAAUGGGUCUUGUCUACUUUCAUUAGUUUUCACAGAAAAACCCUUUGCUACCAAAGUAAAUCAGUAUUUUGAAUGUGCUUUUAUUGGUUUCUUACUAGUCAGACAGACCCUGUCAGUGUUUCCACCAGAAUUUGAAGCAAAUUAUAAGGAAGCUGUUUCUUUUAAAAAUGCAUUUCACCACCAAAAAUAUAAAUGUAUAUAAAAUUUAAAUAUUUGGCUGCCUUUGUUUUUUAAAAGGUGUAAGUAAGUACCAAGGAAGGGGGGGGGCAGCAUUAUAUGAAGAUGGAAAAUAAGGAAAUGCAAUUCCUAUAACUGUCAAUAUAUUUCAGUCACUAAAUUGUGAAAUGCUAUUGAUUUGAUCUAAUAACUAUAGGAGUUUACUUAGUACAGUAAUAUGGUUUAAGUAUAUACGUAUUGACCAAUGAAUGGCCUCUCAAAAGCACAUCUUAGGUACUGAAAAGAAAAUGCAUCUUCAAACAUACUUUAUGAAAUCUUUAAUCACAUAUUUUGUCAGAUCUGUCUAUUACAGAGUUUGGACCUUUUUCUUUAAGUAUUUUGUAUUAUAUAUAAGGUCUUUUUUUUUUUUAAGUGAUAAACACCUCUUUAGAAGCAUAGCCACAGGUAAAGGAAAAUACAUUAUAAUGGUUUUCUUGAAAAACUACAAUGUUAACAUUUGGGGGCAGCUUCCAUUAUUGUAUUUGGUGGUAAUUCACUGAGCUUUUUUAAUAGGUAAUAACUGUAGAGAAGCAGCCUGUAUAUAUUUCUAACACUUCACUUGCAUAAGUCCCAAGUAAAACAAUGGAAAUGUAUAUAGAACUAUAAGUUCUUACUAACAUGAUUUAAUUUUAUCAGGAUUCAUGAAUUUAAUUUGCUUUAAUGUAGGCAACCUUUCCAUUGUUGUCCAUUUUACUGUUUAUGCUAAUAUAACAUACCUUUCCUUACUAUUAUUUUCUUGACUCAGAUGAACUGUUAGCAUAAGGUCAAGAUGGGAGAGAGAAAUGACUGCGAUGAAUGCCUUUACUAAAUACCAAUAAAUUUGUCAAACUCAA
Molecule: messenger RNA, 2411 nt
Organism: Erinaceus europaeus (western European hedgehog)
Lineage: Eukaryota; Metazoa; Chordata; Mammalia; Eulipotyphla; Erinaceidae
Gene: PCNP
Product: PEST proteolytic signal containing nuclear protein
Exons: 6
Coding region: 236-712 (158 amino acids)
Biological process (GO): protein ubiquitination; proteasome-mediated ubiquitin-dependent protein catabolic process
Cellular component (GO): nucleus
Source: RefSeq, a predicted model, not a curated record